AUGAAAAAGUUUACGAUUAAAAAUAGCUUACUAGUGCUUUUAGUUUCUUUCCAUAGAUUCGUAAUUGCUGAUAAUACAAUCACAGUCACCAAAACUAUAACGAUUUCUAACCCCCAAGAAACAAUUAUUCAUCAUCCAAAAUUAAGUUCCAGUGAGCCAAGUGCUUCUAGUAUUGCUCCAUCUGUUGGCUUGCCAACCUCCACUUAUUGGGAGACCAAGGACGAGCAGAAAAUGACUACUAUCACUAAUAUUAUGGAAUCUACUGUUGAAAUCACGACCAGUUGUGAACCAAGUUCCAGUAUCACGACCAGUUGCGAAACAAGCUCCAGUAUCACAUCUAAUUUUGAACCAAUAUUACCGCCUAUUUCUAGCACCACUGUUCCCGAAAAUGAGCCUUUGCCAACUACCUGGGAUAAAAUAACGGAGAAGGUUAACCCCUCAUCCGCUAGUACCUUUGCUGAGUCAAAAACGUCGACCACUACAGUCCCAGUUUUUUCUUUCUCGGAUUUAGAAACAACUACAAAGUUAAGUUGGGAAGAAACUGGUUCCGAAGGUUCAACUCUAUCCGAGACUGAAACAAAAUAUUACGGCAACAUUACUACAAGCUUUGAGCCUAUCAAAACCUCAUUAGAAACUAAUAACCCAAUUAGUUUUGGUAAUAAAAGCACUUACGUUACCAGUACAAGUGACAAGUGGAAAAGUAUUGGGGAGGAAAACUUUUAUUCUUAUAAUGGUACUCAAACAAUAAUUGCCUCAAGCGAACUUGAAGGUGGUGCUGAGAAUAAUAAAGUUGGUGAAAUGUUUGGGGAAAUUAGUUUUGGAGCACUUUUUGGUUUUAUUUUUGCUCUGUUAGUUUGA
Molecule: messenger RNA, 858 nt
Organism: Saccharomycodes ludwigii
Lineage: Eukaryota; Fungi; Ascomycota; Saccharomycetes; Saccharomycodales; Saccharomycodaceae
Exons: 1
Coding region: 1-858 (285 amino acids)
Source: RefSeq, a predicted model, not a curated record